This is a messenger RNA of Vanessa atalanta (red admiral), 979 nucleotides long. RefSeq names its product coiled-coil domain-containing protein 43. The coding region runs from base 31 to 636 and encodes 201 amino acids. The record is from RefSeq and is a predicted model, not a curated record. Lineage: Eukaryota; Metazoa; Arthropoda; Insecta; Lepidoptera; Nymphalidae. The transcript is spliced from 4 exons.
UUGAUUAACUGAAAUAGUCAUAAUGUCAACAUGGCGACUGCCGAAGGCGAAUUUGGCCCAUGGUUAAGUGAUAAACUAAGAUCAUUAAAAACUGAUGAAGGAGUAUUUGGAUCAUAUAUAUCAGGUAUUUUAGAAAGUGAAGAAACUUUAGAUGAAAAAAAAGACGCUUUAGAAGGCAUACUAUCUGAGAUUGUUGACAAAGACAUAUCAGAUCAUGUUACUGAAAUAUUAGAUAAGUGGGAGUUGUAUAAACCUAAAGAAGAAAAUCCAAAAUGUGCAGCAGACGUUGACAUUCAGUUAGCGAAGUUAUUGGAAUCUCAGUCUUUAGCAACUACUGCUCGUCGUGAGUACACAGAAGAAGAGAAGAGAAUACGAGAAGCUAUAUUAUCUCAGUAUAGUCAGCUGUCUGAUAAUGAGCAAGAUCAAGAACAUGAAGAGGAAAGCGAUCGUCAAGAUUUAGUUAGAAAUACGAAUGCAUUAGAUGUUGCUGCUGCUGCUCGUGAACGAAGAGAGCAUGCUCGACUCGAAGCUCAACGUAAAAAAGAAAAAGACAAAGAAGAUAGAGAGAAACAAAAAGCAUUGAAAGAGGAAAAGAAAGAUAAACGCAAAACACAAAAAGGCGAAAGAAAGAGAUAGCAAGCAACUUUAAAUGUCUGAAGCCAACAGGCUAAAAAAUGUUAGCGAAUAAGUUGGAAACUUUUAUGUAGUUUUUUUGCAAAUCUAUUAAAAACCUGGACUGUAUUUCAUUGACAUAACUAUACAGGACUUUUUUUUGGAUUUUUUGUUUAUUUGAUCUUAUAAUCAGUUUUUUAUGUUUAAUUUGCAAAUGUAUAUUUACUGAAGGAUUAUAUUUUGUUAAGAUAAAUUAUAAUGAUAAUAGUCACCGCAUGGUCAUUAUUUUGAAUAUUAUGGUAUUACUCUCUAUAAAACAGUGUAUUUUAGUUACUUUAUGUAAAUGUUUGUAAUAUUUUACAAUAUU